Gossypium arboreum is the source of this 780-nucleotide messenger RNA. RefSeq lists its product as uncharacterized. Bases 1 to 780 code for a protein of 259 amino acids. The record is from RefSeq and is a predicted model, not a curated record. The transcript is spliced from 3 exons. NCBI's taxonomy places the organism in Eukaryota, Viridiplantae, Streptophyta, Magnoliopsida, Malvales, Malvaceae. Gene Ontology annotation, molecular function: nucleic acid binding.
AUGGACUUUGUUAGUGGGUUGCCCUUAACACCCACUAAGAAGAAUUCUGUAUGGGUUAUCGUGGAUCAAUUGACCAAGUCUACCCACUUCAUUCCUGUUAGGAUAGAUUACUCCCUUCAGAAGUUAGCUAAGUUAUAUGUUUCUGAGAUCAUGAGACUUUAUGAGGUUCCUGUCUUGAUUAUUUCUGAUAGAGAUCCUCAUUUCACUUCUCGAUUUUGGAGAAAGCUUUACGAGGCUUUGGGUUCAAGAUUAGACUUCAAUACUUUAUUAUCUAAUAGGGUGAUUCAGAUACUGGAGGAUAUGUUUCAAAAUUUUGUGAUCGAUUUUCGAAGUAGUUGGGAGGAGUUUCUGCCAUUAGUCGAGUUCGCCUACAAUUAUAGUUUCCAGUCUAGUAUUCAAAUGUUGGUUUCCGAGACUGAGGAUAAAGUUAGACUGAUUCAGGAUUGGCUUAAUAUGGCUUCUAAUAGACAGAAGUCUUAUUCGGAUCUAAAGAGGCGAGAUAUUGAGUAUUCUGUGGAGGACUAUGUUUUCCUUAAAGUAUCUCUUGGAAGAAGGUUCUACAGUUUAGACAUAAGGUAUCGGUUGGACCUAUCUCAUAUUGUUUUUGUUGAGGAGAUUGACGUUAGACCAGCUUUGACAUUUGAGGAAGAGCCGAUUCAGAUUUUGGAUCGAGACAUUAAAGUCUUCAGAGGGAAUUCCAUUCCUUUGGUAAAGAUUCCGUGGCGGAAUCAUGGCACUAAGGAAGCUACGUGGAAACUUGAGGACUUGAUUCAACAAUAG